AUGCUUCAUCGGCACCUUAAGACCAUGCUUCUCUCAAAUCUCUCAGCAGCAUCUCUGCUCUUCCAGGGUCUUCCAGGUGUAUUCUCUAGCCCAACAUGCACCGACGGAGCCUUUAGCUCCCUCAAGCUCGACAAAGCAGAGAUCAUCUCGGUCACAGCCAACAUAUCAUCCGUUAACCUCCCAGCAUCCCCAACAAACGAAUGGCCUGAAAAUCCCGAAGACACAGUGACACUAUGCAAAGUUGUCGUUCAACACACCCAUCCAGGCUGGAAUGAUACCAUAAACACAUACGUAUGGCUCCCCAUCUCAAACUGGAAUGAAAGAAUGGUAGGCGUCGGUGGCGGGGGCUGGUCAACGGGUGAUGUCGAUGAUCUUGCCGCACCUGCCUCGAGGGGUUAUGCCGCAGUUACCACUGAUGGUGGUCAUCUUUUGGCGAAUAGACAAGAGCUUGGUUGGGCGCUUACAAGCUCGGGUAACUUGGAUUUACAUGCUUUGCAGAAUUUUGCUGCUGUGUCUUUGGACGAUGCUGCUACAUUGGGAAAGACGGUUGUUGAAACUUACUAUGGCAAGAAGCCGAAAUAUUCUUAUUGGAAUGGCUGUUCUACUGGUGGACGACAAGGUCAUAUGAUGGCUCAGCGAUAUCCCACUCAGUACAACGGUAUUCUGGCUUCGGCCUCUGCUUUCAAUUGGGACAAGUUCGUCGUGUCGGAGUAUUGGCCACAGCUUGUUAUGUACAGCCUCGGUUACUAUCCUCCUGCAUGUGAGCUUGAAGCCAUCACCAACGCAACUAUCGAAGCAUGCGACGCCAACGAUGGAAUCGAAGAUGGUGUUGUCUCAAACUCAACCAAAUGUGCGUUUGAUCCCAUGUCAGUAGUGGGAACAGAAAUUACCUGCGACAACCCUUCGGGUACUCUCAAGAUCUCGGAGAAAGCAGCAAAAGUCGUACGUUUGACAUGGCGUGGCCCCGAGACAGAGGAUGGCAAGUUUCUCUGGUACGGUCUUGAUAAAUCUGCUCCUCUCAUUAGACUCGCUGGAACGACCUGCACUUCUUUGACAAACUGCACCUCGGCUCCUUUUGCUAUCUCAAAAGAUUGGCUCACCACUUUCGUCCAACAAAACGACACUGCCAAACUCCACGGCAUUUCACACUCAGAAUACAGCAAACUAUUCCGCCAAUCCGUCAACCGCUUUGCUUCCAUAAUGGGCACAAGCGACGCCGAUCUCACCGACUUUAAAAAGGCAGGAGGAAAAUUACUCGCAUGGCACGGCACCGCAGACGACCUCAUUCCUUUCCAAGGAUCAGUUGAUUAUUACAAUCGUGUGCUGGAGAAUGAUCCUAACGCGACGGAUUAUUAUCGUUUCUUUGAAGCACCUGGUGUUGAGCAUUGCAGUGGAGGGUCGGGGUGGUAUCCUGGGAGUGGGUUUGAUACGCUUGUCAAUUGGGUUGAGAAGGGUGAGGCGCCGGAUAGGUUGUAUGCUGAAACUAUUGGGUCGGAGAAGAAGAGGGCUGUGAAGCUUUGUGCUUGGCCUAAGAGGAUUACAUAUGUUGGAGGUGACAAGGACCUCGCUUCUUCUUUUAGCUGCGCAUAG
Messenger RNA from Fusarium coffeatum, 1590 nucleotides. RefSeq lists its product as uncharacterized. Lineage: Eukaryota; Fungi; Ascomycota; Sordariomycetes; Hypocreales; Nectriaceae. Bases 1 to 1590 code for a protein of 529 amino acids. The record is from RefSeq and is a predicted model, not a curated record. The transcript has 3 exons.